GUAACAGAGAGUGGGGCAGCAAUUACUCGUUUGUUUGUAAAUCUGCAUAAUUUUAACUUCAGAAGAUAGGUAUUUUCUAAGAUUCUCUCUUUGCUGGAUUUAAGCAAUUAGCUGUUCUGCUUUGUAUUCCUUUCCUGUGAUUCAAGUUUCCUUUUGCCAGCUGCCUUUAUUCUUUUCUUCUCUAAAUACAUGUCCUCCUCUUGAAUAGGAUAAGUUUGAGAUAUCUAAGGUGAUUUUUAGUCCCUAAAAAGAACUAGAAUCCUGAAGGUUGUCCAUUGUUAACAUGGCUUUGUAGAAAUGAAGAUCCUGUGGUAGUAAAAUGGCUUUUGUCCCCGAAGAAGAGAAAACUGAAGAUUACCUGUUCAAGAUUGUAUUGAUUGGUGAUUCAGCUGUUGGGAAAUCCAAUUUGCUUGCAAGAUUUGCUAGGGAUGAGUUCUACCCCAAUUCAAAGUCAACCAUAGGAGUAGAGUUCCAAACACAAAAGAUGGAUAUAAAUGGAAAGGAAAUCAAGGCACAGAUCUGGGACACAGCAGGUCAGGAGCGUUUUAGGGCGGUUACAUCUGCAUACUAUCGCGGUGCAGUUGGUGCUCUGCUGGUCUAUGACAUCAGUAGGCAUCAGACUUUUGAUAGCAUUGGGAGAUGGCUUAAUGAACUUCACACUCACUCUGACAUGAAUGUAGUUACCAUACUAGUUGGCAACAAGACAGAUCUCAAGGAUGCCAGGGAAGUAACCACUGCCGAAGGCAAGGCCUUGGCAGAAGCACAGGGUUUGUUUUUCAUGGAAACUUCAGCCCUGGAUUCCUCCAAUGUAGCAGCGGCCUUUCAGACAGUUGUUAAGGAGAUCUACAACAUAUUAAGCCGGAAAGUAAUGAUAUCUCAGGAGCUCAAGCAUAAAGAUAGUGCUGCCUUGGCAGAAGGGAAAACUGUGGUUUUACGCGGAGAGGGAGAUGGGCAACAAGAACAAUCUAAAAAAGGUGGUUGUUGUUCAUCGUAAGACUAGAAAAAUACUCCACUGCCAUAUUUCUUCUUCUCCAUAUGUUCAUUUCUUGAUACAGUUGAGAUGUUUAUUUAAAUAGAGCAUUUGUUUCACU
Rubroshorea leprosula is the source of this 1091-nucleotide messenger RNA. The record is from the annotation of a GenBank genome assembly. Lineage: Eukaryota; Viridiplantae; Streptophyta; Magnoliopsida; Malvales; Dipterocarpaceae.